AUGUCGUCAGUCGCAGGAACCGUGCCCUGCGCCGUUUGGGUAGCCGCCGUUGGGCUUGGGGUGUGCUCCGUACUGGAUCCCUUCCGCGUCAAUUCCUCAAAAUCCCGCCCUAAAUCUGAGCCAGAGGUCAACAUCGACGACGCAGGUGGUGCUGGUGGUAGUGAGCAAGAGCGAGAAUACGACCUCGGCAGCAUCACCGAAAAUGGGAAGGAACUCACACGGUCACGUAACGGCGGCUUUCAAUCCACCUCCGUCUCGAUCUUUGAGACUCGUACCACCAAACUACGUCUCGUCACCGCGUCGCAAAUCAUCUACGUGAACCCUAUGAAACUCACUACCAAAAAAUUUGGCUCUGAUGUCCUUCUGGCAGGUUAUCUACCCUUCUAA
Molecule: messenger RNA, 387 nt
Organism: Cyclocybe aegerita
Lineage: Eukaryota; Fungi; Basidiomycota; Agaricomycetes; Agaricales; Hemipholiotaceae
Source: the annotation of a GenBank genome assembly